AUGGCGGGCGCAGCGGCGGGUCGGGGCGACUGGGAGGACCUGGUGCGCCGGAUGUUCCCGCCGGGGACCACCAUCCCGGAGGCGCCGCCGAACCUCGACUACUCCAUCGCGCUGGAGUACGACGGGCCGGACGUCUCGUACGAGCUCCCGCGGAUCGACCCCGUCUGUCUCCCCGCCAUACCCACCGCCGAGCCGGUCUCGGGGCCGCUGGGGCUCGGCCUCGGCAGCAGCGGCGUCGUGCUCGUCGCGCCCGUCAUCGGCCCCGCUGCGGCCCGUGCCCGUGCCCAUGCCAACCCGCCGGCGCCGGGGGCGUCACGGCCUGGUGGUGCUGCUGCUCACCGUGCCGCGGCGCCGCCUGCGCGGGCGAGGAGGGGAAGCUCGCCAUCUGCCGGUUCGGCGGCGGCGGCGCGGGAUGAGGACGGCUGCUCCGAUGCUGACGAUGAGGACGAGGACGGCUCCCGCCCGCCGCGGAGUUCCAGGCCUGCUGCGCCGGAGGGAAGGCGGCCUCAGGUGGUCACCUUUGGGGAGCCGGAGGAUAGCAGGUACGAGAGCCAGGACUUCGACGCGGCGUCCGCCGAACAACAGUACGUCGCGGUGACGAGGCCCGCGGUCGAGAGGAAGGGGAGGAGGACCUGCUGCCACCGGUGCGGGAAGAGCAAGUGGGAGAGCAAGGAGUCGUGCAUCGUCUGCGACGCGCGCUACUGCGGCCACUGCCUGCUCCGCGCCAUGGGGUCCAUGCCCGAGGGCCGCAAGUGCGUCACCUGCAUUGGCCGGCCCAUCGACGAAGCCAAGCGCUCCAAGCUCGGCAAGGGCUCCAGGGUACUGGCGCGCCUGCUCAGCCCCCUGGAGGUCAGGCAGAUCCUCAAGGUCGAGAAGGAGUGCCAGGCGAACCAGCUCCGGCCUGAGCAGCUCGUGGUCAAUGGUUUCCCUCUUCAUGAUGAGGAGAUGGCGGAUUUGCUUAGCUGCCAACGGCCUCCUGGGAAUCUCAAGCCUGGAAGAUACUGGUAUGAUAAGGAGUCAGGAUUGUGGGGAAAGGAAGGUGAAAAGCCAGACAGGAUUAUUAGCACUAACCUCAACUUUAAUGGAAAGCUUCAGCCUGAUGCUAGUAACGGCACCGCUCAGGUUUUCAUUAACGGACGGGAAAUUACAAAGAUUGAACUGAGAAUUCUAAAGUUUGCAAAAGUCCAAUGCCCCCGUGAUACUCACUUUUGGGUUUACCAUGAUGGCCGCUACGAGGAAGAAGGACAAAACAAUAUCAAAGGGAAAAUAUGGGAGUCACCUUUGACACGUUUUGCGUGCGCCUUGGUUUCACUACCUGUGCCUCCUACAAACUUUGAUGCGACAAAAGAUGAAGCCCCAUAUUCAUCGAGAACUGUACCUGACUACUUAGAUCACAAAAGAAUACAAAAGCUUCUUAUUCUUGGAUCACCUGGAGCUGGAACAAGCACCAUAUUUAAGCAGGCUAAGUUGUUAUACGGCAAUAGAUUUACUGAUGAGGAACUUGAGAAUAUCAAAUUAAUGAUCCAAAGCAACAUGUUUAAGUACCUGGGGAUUCUGCUUGAGGGCCGUGAGCGCUUCGAGGAAGAGACUUUGGCUGUAUCAAAUCACCCAAGCUCAGAGGGUGAUGAUCCUCAGCAAGAUGAAAUUAAAUCUUCAAGUUCUAAUUCUUGCAUCUACUCGAUAAAUGCAAAGCUGAAGAAGUUUUCUGAUUGGCUUCUGGACAUCAUUGCAACGGGAGACCUAGAUGCAUUCUUUCCUGCAGCUACCCGUGAAUAUGCUCCAGUCGUUGAUGAGUUGUGGAAAGAUCCUGCCAUUCAAGCAACAUAUAAAAGAAAGGAUGAAUUGCAUUUUCUCCCUGAUGCUGCUGAGUAUUUCUUGAGCAGGGCUAUUGAAGUAUCAAGUAAUGAAUACGAACCGUCAGACAAAGAUGUAAUAUACGCCGAAGGAGUAACACAAGGGAAUGGAUUGGCCUUCAUUGAUUUCACUUUGGAUGACCGGAGCCCUAUGUCAGAACCCUUCGGUGACAAUCACGAUGCAUACUCUCAACCAGUAAACAAAUACCAGCUGAUUAGAGUAAGCGCCAAGGGCAUGAACGAGGGCUGCAAGUGGGUGGAAAUGUUUGAGGAUGUUAGCAUGGUGAUCUUCUCCGUAGCGCUCAGCGAUUAUGACGAGCUUGGAGCACCAGCGAGCGGCAGUAGUAGGACACUCAUGAAUAAGAUGAUUCAAAGCAGGGACUUGUUUGAAGCUACAAUCAGACAGCCGUGCUUCCGUGACACGCCGUUCGUGCUGGUGCUGAACAAGUACGACCUGUUCGAGGAGAAGAUCGGUCGGUCGCCGCUGUCGUCGUGCGAGUGGUUCAGCGACUUCUGCCCGCUUCGGACGCACCACAACAACCAGUCGCUGGCGCAGCAGGCGUUCUACUACGUGGCCAUGAGGUUCAAGGACCUGUACGCGGCGAGCACGGGGCGGAAGCUGUUCGUGUGGCAGGCGCGUGCCCGCGACCGCCCCACCGUCGACGAGGCCUUCCGCUACAUCCGGGAGGUGCUCCGAUGGGAGGACGAGCGCGACGCCGCCGGCUACUGCCCCGAGGAGUCCUUCUACAGCACUACCGAGCUCAGCUCGUCCCGCCUCAUCGCCGCCGCAGAGUGA
This is a messenger RNA of Miscanthus lutarioriparius, 2649 nucleotides long. Lineage: Eukaryota; Viridiplantae; Streptophyta; Magnoliopsida; Poales; Poaceae. The record is from the annotation of a GenBank genome assembly.